Molecule: messenger RNA, 936 nt
Organism: Moneuplotes crassus
Lineage: Eukaryota; Ciliophora; Spirotrichea; Euplotida; Euplotidae
Source: the annotation of a GenBank genome assembly
UGGAACCCAAAAUUACUCCAAGUCAAAGAAGAAAGAAGGAAAUGGACAUUGCACAGAUAAAAUCAACAAUCUGUGCUCAUUGUAGGAGGAGAGAAGUUGUGAUAAAUGAGAAGGAGGGCACAGCCGUCUGCAAGAAUUGAGGCUUAGUCAAGGAAUUCAGCAUGAUUGACACUACUGCUGAAUGGUGAGCUGGUGCAGAACCUUCCACAAUGGAUAGAACUGGGAGUAAUAUAAAUCCAAAUCUUGAAAGCUUUGGCAUUGAAGGAAAUAUCACUGGACCUGCUGGAGUAGAAAAUAGCAUCCAAAAAGCUACAAAAAGAUUUGUUUCUCGUACAGACAGCAAUAUCAAGGCAAGCAUGGUGAUGAUUAAAGGUUUUAUUAGAGCUUUAAACCUGACUAGAUCUUGCUCAGAAAUGGCAUUAGACCUUUAUGCAGCUGGUGAGAAGAAGAGUAUCUUCCCAAGCAAACCUAUUGAAGCUAGGUUAGCUGCAUGCGUCUUCAUGGCAUCCAAGAUAGUUGGCAGAAGCAAGGACUUAAAAGAAUUGCUCAGUGUUGUCAGACUCAAAAGGAGAGAUGUUACAAGAUGAUACAAAGCCAUCACUAAGAAUAUGCCAACUUCUACGGUGAGUAUCGAUUAUGCAGAGAAGGUAUCAAAUAUAUGAAGAACUCUUGAAAUCUCUGAUAUAAUCGAGAAAGCCUGCAGACAGUGAGUAGAGAUCGUGAUGGAGAGAGAACUUCUUACUGGGAAAAAUCCAAACACGAUUGCUGGAGUAGCCAUUUAUUUAGUGACUAAAGAUUCACCAUUCUCCCUACCAAUCGAUAAUAUAGCAAAUGCUAGUGGGAUUAAAGGUCAGACUAUCCAGAGAAAUCUAAAUUAUAUUCUCCAUCUUCAGAAGGAGCUAAUACCAGCUUGGUUCAGACCUUACUUGAAAUAAC